Messenger RNA from Apus apus (common swift), 10238 nucleotides. It is a transcript of the gene SREK1, whose product is annotated as splicing regulatory glutamic acid and lysine rich protein 1. Lineage: Eukaryota; Metazoa; Chordata; Aves; Apodiformes; Apodidae. The coding region runs from base 4778 to 6418 and encodes 546 amino acids. The record is from RefSeq and is a predicted model, not a curated record. Gene Ontology annotation, molecular function: RNA binding. Gene Ontology annotation, cellular component: nucleoplasm. The transcript has 13 exons.
CUCCUCGGAGCCUUGGCGAGAAGCGCGUUCCCCGGCUGCCCCGCAGCGCUGCCCCGCGCGGGUCUCUUCCCCUCUUUUUCCUGGAAACCCCUUCUAGGUCCCACCUUCGCUGGGACAACGCACCUCUUGCUUUUUCCUCCAAAGUAUGUUAUAUUAAGUUUCGUGAAGCAUCAAGUGUUGGUGUGGCCCAGCAUCUAACUAACACGGUUUUUAUUGACAGAGCUUUGAUAGUUGUGCCCUGCGCAGAAGAUGACUAGACUGGCCAAGGCAGACCUGUUACACUUGCCUGAGUUAGGCAUUGUUUGCCAUGCCACUAAACCUGCCGCCAAGUGAAACCUUCAUGGGGGAAAUGAGAUCGAAGUCUGGCCUGCUGAAGAUGGACGCCCUGUCUCUGUUUUUAUUUUAUUUUGCUUUCUUUCCUUUGUUUAUUUUAUUUUUAUUUUAUUUUGUCCCUUUUUGUUUUGUUCUGUUAAAUCUCUUUCCCUUGUACUUGUGAACUGGUACUUCAGUUCUGUAAAAACAGUGUUUUGUAAAGGGUUCAUUCACAGUGUUUCAUUUUGAAGUUGACCUGAAGCUGCUUAUGAAUGGUGGAUGGUAUACACAGAAUUUAGAAUAUUAUUCAUUUUUAUGCUGUGAAUUACGGGUAAAUUUUAUUUGGAAUAUGUUUAAGCAUCCAAAUUCAACAGAUGAGCACAUUGUGUCAGAAGGCAGGAAUAGUGGAAAAUGUAUCAGUUUUAGAUACAUUCUUUCAUGUAUUAUGCUUUAUGAGUUUUAUCUUGGGAGAGGACAGGUGAAACUUCUGGAGAAAUGAACUUUACAAAGUAAAGUAAUGAUCUUUUUCUGCUUUUUUUCUCUUAUCAGCACAGUAGUUUUAUUUUAGGUUGCAUGGGCUGUUAGAAGAAAGGCUUGCUAUAUAUGUCUAACAUGAAGAGUUUAAUUGAACUUUCAUGAAUAUUAAAUAUCAUGAAGUACUUGCUUCCUUCUGUUGAAAUCUUGCUCCAGUGAGGCCAGUGGCAGUAAGAUUUCAUCCUUUUGUUUUUGUAAUUUUCAGAAAAAACUGUUUACCACUCAUAAGUACAAAUGCAGCCUGAAGUUUUGGUUAAAAUGUGUUAUGUGAGGCACAUUGUCUUUUAAUACUGUUACUUGUGGGAAGAUUGAACCAGUUCUCUGUGUGUGUAUGUAUGUGUAUUUUACACUUUGACAUGCUACAGUGGUGGUUAUUUCAAAAAGAGGGGUUUUUUUUGUUGUGGUUUAUUAUUAUUUUUUUUUAAUAAUGUCUUUGUGGUCAUCUCACAAUCUCUGGCAAUUCAUGCUGGAGUGAUUGAGAAGGUUCUCAUUCUUAAAAGAUGAUCUUAACUACUUGUGAAACAGAAGCCUUGGAGAAGUGUUGAGCCAGGUGGUGUGCCUAGUUCUCAGGCAUUGUUCUUCCCAGCCAGCUGCUUUGGGACCAGUUAGUUUCACUCUGGUAAUGCACCAGGCAGUGCACUACAGCUGGGAGGAGCUUUGCUUUGUGAUGGUGGUUGGAUUUAGCCAUAGCAGUUGAGGUAAUUGCCAGUAGGUGUAAUCUCUUUAAUGACUGCUCCUAAAUCCAGUAAGAAUCAUUAAUUGGGAUCAGACAAAGUUUUUUGUUUGAAAGUGUGCAUUUUCCAUUGAUUUAACAUAGCAGGAAAAUAGCAGCUUCUUUGUUUAUAUUAAAUGUGAAAUGUAAGUAUUUUUAAAACAAGCAAAUAUACUUAUUGCAGAAACAGUUUUGGCAGGGAGGAUUAACUGUAUGUUUUCAGUACAAAGAGCAGGAAAUUAAUUUCUUCUUAGCACUUGAAGGGGGUUAGAAAUACUGUGAUUAGUACUUGCUUAAUUCAGAUGCUUCUAUUCAGCAUUUAGCAAAAUGGAUUCUGAAUGAACUAGUUUGACUAGGGCUUCUAAGCACUUUGAUGAUAGAAGAAAGUAACAACCAUAACUGAUAUUUAGGACAAGUGUGUAUUUCCUAAGAAGCGUAAGAUGUCUCUAGGCAAUGCAGAGCUGAUCUAGAUAUGCUUCCAUAUUCUUUUACAAAGUGAAGAAUCAAUACAUAAAUUGUCACAGAAUCUGGAAUUUGCUAAACAUGAGCUUCUAAGAAAUCUUUCUAAGCAUGUGGUAUACAUGUGAUGUAUUUGUUUUAUUUGUAUCCCUCCUUAGAAAAGCAGUCUCUACCUUUUUUUCCACUGAGCCUUUAAAUACCAUGAAUUUAAACAAUGAAACAGUUACUCUUAAGCUAGCGUCCUAAUUAGUUGUGUCACAACCCACAUAUUUUAUUGUAGCUUAAAGCCUGUUAUUUGGCAUUACAUAUGGGUCUGUUUUUCCAAAGUAUCUAAGGAACAGGGAAGUAAAUUUGCAAGAUAUUUUAGGUAUUCUUUUUUUCCCCACUACAGUCUGUUUUCUGUAAAAUUACUGAAAGGUUUGAGCUGGUCUUAAAUGCGGGAGGAUUUUUGAAAAUACAGUAUCUUUUGAGUAUACAAGCAAAUUUCCAGGGUUCUGUCUGUAAAGAUAGAGCCUUUCUCGUUUUUUAAUAAAAUCAAUGAAUUGUGGCAUGCAACUGACCAACUGUUUAGAAAUGAUGCUUCUACCUUUAGUUUAGAUACUCAUUCUUUGAACUGCUGUGAUGGUGCACUUAACUGAAAGUGUUCAGUGGAUUCCUCAAACAACAUUUGAGCAGAUUAAUAAUUUCAAUUAUUUCAGUAAGAUAACCCAUAUACUUGAAGUUUAGGCUUGUAUAUGAGUACUUUUCUGAACCUGACUCAUUAUGUAUAGCUCAGUUCUUGUUUAGAAGGGCUAAAUGCCUAAGCAUUUCUUAAGUUUAUCUAGUUAAGAGUAUAUUGAAUCGGCUGUAUGUAAGUGCAUACGUAACCUACGUGUAUACUUGUGUGUGUUACUGACAAGGAUCUAAAAUAGAGUGCAGACACACCACUUGAACCAUUUCUGAUGUUGGAUUUACUUGAGCCGUGCCUUGAUCCUGUGGAAACCUGCAUGAGUAUCUAGUUAAUUGCGAGGUGCAAGCUGUUCUUGAUAAGGUCUGGUUUGUUAGUCAUUUGGAAAACGUAUUUCAAUUUUUGAAAGAACUGGUACAUAAUUCUAUGCCUAAUUUGCAUGCACAGCUGCUGUAACAGUAUAUUUGAAAGCCUGUUAGCUGCGAUAUUAGGCAGGAUGUGCAGUAGAGUCCCUGGUACUCAUGAACAGUCAGGCAGAUCAGGUACACAUUAAUUGCAUGCCUGACUUCAAAAUGACAUCUGUAAAGGGUGCUGGACAUCGUGAUGAUGACUCAGAUUGAUGCAUGUUUUCUAAAAAGCCCUGGACAUCAUUAUUGCAGAGUUAAUUCUUAAGUGCUAAUAAUUUUCCAAUUUUUCUCCUUUAGAUAGCAAAAUCAUAUGGUUUGUUACAUGUUAAGAAGCAAGGUGCCUCAAAAUUUAACAUAAAUAAAAUUUGAAUAGGAAGCGUGAGAAAAUAAAUGGAUACUGUUCUUUUAAUUUUUCUGUUCCACCCAUGAUACAUAUAAACUAAAGUUUCAAUUAGAUCUCUGUUAUUCUUUAGUCAUAUCCGACUCUAUCCCAGUCCUUAAGAACAGGUUUGCAACACACGUUUUCUUUUUUUGAAGUAGUAAAUUUCCUGUGGGGUCUGUUGAAACUCAUAUAGCUAAAACUGCACAGUGUUUUAAAACUUACCUCGUAUUUUGCUUUUUGAUAAUUUUUAAAUUUUUUUAAUACUGAAUUUAGAGAUUUUAUAGUUAAAAAGUGCAUAGUUUCAGCCAAAGCAGUAAAAGCUGCUGGCACGGUAUUUGUAUAUACCUUGGCUUUUAAAACAAUAUUUAAAUUAAAAAAAAAACUUUAAGUGCAUGGGGUAAUACCAGUUGGAUAGCAUACAUAAAGUUAUGCCAAUAAUUUUUAAUAGCUACAUAGAUACUAUAGUAAAGAACUUUUUUCUGUAGUUUUUCAGUUCAGUGUUUAAUGUUUGUGCCAGUUUAAAUCUCUGUGCAUUUCAAAUUUAAUAUGUACGUAUAACUGCUUAACUAUUAAGUCUUUUUAUUUUUAAAGAUUUUUAGGUGUUCAUUUAGCGGUCCAAUUGUGACUAAUGUUGAAUGAAACCUGCAUUUAAUUCAGAAUGCAUAUUACUUAAACUUCUGGCAUGGCAAGGGGAGUAUAAUCUGGUUGAAAUAGUAGGAAAUACGUACUUGGGGAAAAUACAGCUUGCUUAGCUGUUCAGUUAGGAUUUUUUUUCAAUCUCAGUAAAUUUAAAGCUCAUCUAUCAAAGUUUUAGAUAAACUGAGGUGACCUAGAAUUUGAGAUAGUAUGAAUCUAAAGCUUUCUGCCCUUCCCUCCUCCACCUCCAACUUUGCUUGCAGUAUGUAUUGUGUAGAGUCACUGUAGUUCAGUAGCUUACUUAUUUUUGCGUCCAAAGUAGGUAGCACCAGAGGAGUAAAAAAAGCACAGAUUUCAGUUAGCACAUACUUUGUUUUUUCUUUUCUUUUUUUUUUUUUUUUCUUUUACUGAUUUGGUUAUUUGCCAUUUCUGGGGAUUAAACUUUAAAAAAUGUUCUUCUUUUCUGUAUCUGAUGUUCUGUGUGCUAUUAGUGAUGCAGCCAACACGAACGGUUGUCAUGUGUAAAACAACUUUCGAUCACCGUGAAAACACCGCCCUGGGAAAGCGUCCAUGCUUGAUAUCGUUUGGUUCAUGAACAUUAAGUUUCCAGUACAGGUAAAAUACCGGAUGAAGCUAAAGCCCUUUCUCUCUUGGCUCCUGCUCCUGCUAUGACAAGCCUGAUGCCUGGUGCAGGGUUGCUUCCUAUACCUACUCCAACCCCUUUGACUACACUUGGUGUUUCUCUUGGCACUUUGGGGGCUAUACCAGCAGCAGCUUUGGACCCUAACAUUACGGCACUGGGAGAAAUACCACAACCACCAAUUAUGGGGAAUGUGGAUCCAUCCAAAAUUGAUGAAAUCAGGAGAACAGUCUAUGUUGGAAACUUGAAUUCCCAGACUACAACAGCAGAUCAGUUGCUUGAAUUCUUUAAGCAAGUUGGAGAAGUCAAAUUUGUGCGAAUGGCAGGUGAUGAGACACAACCAACACGAUUUGCUUUUGUGGAAUUUGCAGACCAAAACUCUGUACCUCGAGCUCUUGCCUUUAAUGGAGUUAUGUUUGGAGACAGGCCACUGAAAAUAAAUCACUCUAAUAAUGCAAUCGUGAAGCCUCCUGAAAUGACGCCACAAGCUGCUGCCAAGGAACUGGAAGAAGUAAUGAAGAGAGUAAGGGAAGCCCAGUCUUUCAUAUCUGCUGCUAUUGAGCCAGAGUCUGGAAAGAGCAGUGAAAGAAAAGGCGGUCGAUCUCGUUCCCAUUCUCGUUCAGAAUCCAGGUCUAGCUCAAAAUCCCGAUCUAGAAGGAAAAGAUCACACUCAAAACACAGAAGUAGAUCUGGCAACAGAUCACUCUCAAGACACAAGGACAGACGCAGAUCCAGAAGUCCCCUGAAAAAGCGGUCUAGAUCUAGGGAAAGGCGGAAAUCAAGAAGUCGCUCUCGUUCUCGGGACAAGAAAAGAGACAAAGAAAAGGUCAAGGAAAAAGAAAAGGCCAAAGAAAAGGAUAAGGAGAGAGACCGAGACAAGGAUAAGGAGAGAGACCGAGAUAAAGACAGGGAAAGAGAGCGAGAUAAAGAGAAAAACAGGGAGAAGGACAAGGAGAGAGAUAAAGAACGAAACAAAGAUCGAGAGAGAGCCAGAGACAAAGAAAGGGAUAGGGACAGGGAUAAGGAUAAAGACAGGGAAAAGGAGAAAGAUAAGGAGAAGGAAAAAGACAGGGAAGAGGUAGAUCAGAACAAAGAAAAAGAAGAUAUUGAGAAAGAAGGAGACAAGGACAGAGAGAAGAUAAAGGACAAGGAGGGUGAGAAGGAAAAAGAUGGGGAUAAGGAGAAGGAGCGAGAAAAAGAGAGAGAUGAUAAAAAGAAGAAAGAGAAGAGAUCCAGAACACCCCCAAGAAGCUAUAGCUCUUCAAGAAGAUCUCGUAGCUCCAGCAGAGAAAGACGUAAAAGGAAGAGUAGAAGUCCAUCCAAGUCUCCUAAAACAUCCAAAACAGCAAAAAGAAAGUCUUCACGAACUCCUUCUCCAAGAAGAAACAAGAAAGAAAAAAAAAGAGAAAGAGACACAAAUGACAGAAGAGAGAGAGAACGCUCCACCUCCAAGAAAAAAAGUAGUAAAGAAAAAGAGGGAAAGGAGAAGUCUGACAAAAGCACCGCUACUUUGAAGGACAAGGAUCACACUAAAGAGGAUCAGAAUUCUGAAACUGACAAGGAAGUAGACAACAGAGAUACACAAAGGACAGAUGAAGUUAAACUACAGCAGAAUGGGAACUGUCAACCAAAUGAAGAAAACCUCUCAAUUAAAAUGGAAGAGGUUUAAAGCUAAGAAUGGGCUUCUGAUUCAACUAAGAAAUGAAAUCCAAAGCUUUUUAUUUCCUGGAACAAGUAAGAAAAUGUCAAAGCAAUCAACCUGAACAUGUUGAUAGUACUAGUAGCUCUUCCAAUUCUUGUGAUAGCUUUGUUGUCUUCCUUGCUGUAAAGCAAGAGAGUACAGACUAGUAGUUACACCAUGAAAAGGCAGAUGCCAUCAGAACUAUUCAUCUUUGAAAAUCCAUGCAUUUCCAUGAUGGCUGUACCUGUGAGAUGAUUUAUGUCAUGUUUUGCCAUAAGCUGUUACAAAUAAAUAGAAACUGAAAGAUGUAAACCUGUAUUACCCCCAAAAAAGCUGAAGAUUAGCAUUGAAAGUUGUUUUAAAUACUGCUUGUUGAUGAAUUUUGUAUUGUUUUACCUUGUGGGUUAAAAAAAUCCGCAAAAACUUCAAUGUGUACUGUUAGAUGUGCUUGGAAAUUGUGCAUAAAUAUACACUUUUUUUCGUUGUACAUGACAACUGUAGGGAAAGGUUUUAUAGGCAUAAAUGGAGUUUUACGACAUUUCUGUUAAAUACUUACGUAGUAGUAUGGGUUUUUUUUUUGCUUACUGCUUAAGAUUCUUGGGGUUUAUUUAAAAUAAUUUCUUACUAAUAUGCCUACAGUUAAUAUUUCAUUUAACGUAUUUGAACAAUGCAUGCUUCUUUUCUAUUCCUAAAAGGAACAUUUCCAUGUUAUAGGUAAUAGAUUAGCUUACUGGAUUAUUUUGGGGUUGUUCUGUUGUUUUCUUUUGUCCUUGCAGAAGUGAGCACAUCUGUAUGAUGUUACCAGAACUUGCAGCUUGGUUUUGAGCCGUACUGCAGUGUUUGUUCAGCUGCAAAUAGUACAGGUGCCAUUAUGAGAAUAUUUUUUUCUUUUUUUGUUUAAAAAAAAAUAUGGGGAGCACAAGCAGAAGCUUUAGUGCCUUCUUAAAAUGUGGUAUUUUUUAGAAAUGCCUAUGUGCUAAUAUUAAUUUUCAGCUAAAUUUUACAUAAUCUCUCUUGCUAUUUUGCCACCACCAUACUGUAGAAAAGAAUGCAAGUGAUUUGUUAGAACGGUUGUUUGAUUCACUUGUUAAAAUACUAAUGCUCCAAAAGCUCUGUUCUUUUUUAUUUUUACAAGACUUGAUAGAUUAAAGCAAAGAUGCAGUUGGGGACCACCACUGUACAAAAGUAGUAGCUGAGUACAAAGCAUUUGCUGAUCAUCUACGUCAAAGACAGCAUGUUGGAUUUCUAGCUACAUUUGGGUGGCCUUAACGUUACCUCUCCAUCAUCUUCUCUGGUACCUGUUGGGUGAUACAAAAGGAAUUGUAUGCAAAGAAGAGGGGGAUAAGUAAUUUGGGGAAAAAAGUUCUAAUUUACACGGGAGUUCUAUGGUAGAGAUUCUUUUUUCAGUCUUUGGGGAGAAAGCCUGUAGGAAGAGAAUGACAAAGGGAGUAUUUUUGUCAAGGUUAAACAUGGCUUAUUUUCUCAUGUAACUUAAUUGGCUACAUGAGAUUUCUUACUUAGGCCUAAAAUCAAGUAGAUUAUUUUUAAUACAACUUAAUACAAUCAGAUUACUUAAUUGCCUUACCUCAUGGGGAGAGUUAUUUCCUUCAGUAAAAACCACAAAACUUAAUAGCAUGUUAACUAUUUGCUUUCAGUUUGUUUUUAUGUUCUUUUGCGUAGUUAAUUCUGCAAAAAAAACCACACGUAUUACAGGGGAUAAAAAAUAUUGCCCAAUUCCUAAGGUAAUGAAACACAGUCCGAUUGUGAAGCUGCUUAAUCACUCUUCAUUUUCAAUACCUAUUUAACAUUCUUGCCACUGUGUACAUUUAAAUCUAUAGAAAAUGCUUUACCAUGUAAAGUAUAGACAGUCAUUUUUGUGAUGUUAAGCCACAUGCUGUUGGCUGGUGAACAACUUAUUCUGAUAAAAGAAUGACAAAUCUGUAUGCUUACAGGAAGACUGUGAAGGAUUGUGUCUUGCAACAACAGCUGUCUUAUUUAUGAUGUGUAAGUAGUAUAGAGCAAAGACUUUGUUUGUAUACUUGUUAUCUUUGGUACCAUUUCACUAAUAAAAUAUUUUAGAGGGAAGUUUCUGCUGGUACAUACUUAUUAAAGGAGUAUUUUUAGUUGAUCUGGUCUUAUUCACACAGCUUCUUUUUUUAUUUGAAGGGUGGAUACCAGUGAAAAUUUACAUGUAUUAUUUAUGUAUUUGAAAAAGCUGUUUCUUCUUACAAAGGAAUUAGAGCUCUGCCAAUGUAUUAUGUUUCAGCUGGUAUUAGUUUGAUUUCUUGAGUUUUGUUGCCCUGAAAUUCCAUAGCUCUAUUAUUUAUAAGUUACAAAACAUGUAAAGGAUUGUGUACAGUUAGCCAAGAAACAAGCCUUUGGAAAUUAUUAGCCUUACUAGCUAACUUAUAUUUGAAUGAAUUGUUCCCUUACAAUUAUUGUUUUUUAAAGGCAGAAACCCCCCUGAAACAACCAAUCACCUAACACACACAUUUUGUCCCCAUCUUAAGUCAUAUUUUCUUAAAAAUGCUGUAUCUUCUGGGUUUGCUUUGUAAAUACUGUGCAGAUCUGUGAGGUAGUUAUGUUCUGUCUGUUCCUGUUAGGUGUUUUACAGUUCCCAGCUUCCUGAAAAGCCACUACUAGAGAGGUGCUACUCUGCAAAAUGCCUGUCUCUGCAGAGGAUAGCCCAAGUUCAAACCAGUAAUGUAGAACAGUAGUGGAGUUCCUGCUUGCUCCAACAGGGUUGUGUGCUUCCUCCAUUAAAUGUGUCCACUGGAAGUCCACUCCCUUCAUCAUUAACAAGUUUGCAUGCUGAGCUGCCAGGUUUCAACAGUGUGCUUCAUGAUAGCUGUAUUGUUUUGAAUGUAACUUCAUCUGAGUCAGCCUUUAUUUGAAAAUCUUGUGUUUUGUAAUUGCUCAGAAAAGUGGUGAUAUGGUGCCAUUUUGUUAAGACAAUGUAAAUCACAUCUGCAUAACCUUCCAUUAGUGACCACAGUGAUACUACAGCAGUGUUUCUGGGGAGCAUUUGUCUUUGGAUUUUGAAAGGCGGUAGGAGGUGGCAACUGUUGGUGGAUGAAACAAGAUUCUAAGCUCAAAAUAGAGGUGGCUGUGAUUGAGAUAAUUCAUUGUAGUCAAUAGGUUUACACCAGUGUGAGAAGUGGAAUUUUGUUUCCAAAGACUGAUAGUUGCAUGAUACAUGAAUAAUAUUUUUUAUAUUUUGGAAUUGUAAAUAAGAGGGGGAUAAAAGCACUUCAGUUGGAAACUAGAAACAUCUGAAGAAUACCUGAGACACUGGUGAGAUAGAUGUGGAUACUGACUACUCAUCAGUGACCUGCUAAUUUCUUUGGUAACACUCAGAUACAUACAUCUGAACUAGCUUUACAUUAGGUAACUUAACAGGAGCAACCUUUUCACAAGUUGGGUUCUGGAAUCACGAUCACAGAUUUGCCAGAGUUGGAAGUGACCUCUAGAGAUCAUCUAGUCCAACCCCCCACUGCAGCAGGAUCCCCUAGAGCACAUUACUCAGGACAGCAUCCAGGUGGAUUGUUAGUAUUUCCAGAGAAAGGGACUCCACAACCUACCUGGGCAGCCUGUUCCAGUGCUCUGUCACCCUGAUGGUAAGGAAGUUUUAUCUCAUAUUUAAAUGGAGCUUCAUGUGUUCCAGCUUGUGCCUCUUGCCGUUGAAAUGAGCUGUUGCCGCUUCAGUGUUUUUACUCUGCUGCAAAGAAGGCAAAUUUUGAAGUCUGUAGCAUGCUUUGCAUUGCUUGCAAAUGUUCUCUGGCCAUUAAAUCUAAGACAAGACCUGAAA